This is a messenger RNA of Zingiber officinale, 868 nucleotides long. RefSeq names its product 60S acidic ribosomal protein P0-like. The transcript is spliced from 3 exons. Lineage: Eukaryota; Viridiplantae; Streptophyta; Magnoliopsida; Zingiberales; Zingiberaceae. The coding region runs from base 409 to 684 and encodes 91 amino acids. The record is from RefSeq and is a predicted model, not a curated record. Gene Ontology annotation, molecular function: large ribosomal subunit rRNA binding; structural constituent of ribosome. Gene Ontology annotation, cellular component: cytosolic large ribosomal subunit. Gene Ontology annotation, biological process: cytoplasmic translation; ribosomal large subunit assembly.
CGCUCCUGACCCAUGAGUACUUGCUGGCCCUCGACCGUAAGCCCGUAGAUCGGGCUGUCUCUACCUAGCUCUGCCGCUCCCGACCUAUACCCGGUGUUCCGCCUGUCGUCUCCCCUUGUCUUUCGACUACUUUGCCUCCUUGAUCAACAAGUCCGCCUGGCCUCUGACUAACCCACAUGCUUGCCUUUGACUGCCUAGCCAACCUGACCACUGACUGCUGAAUCACCCUGACUAUUAACCCCCACGUCCUCUUGACUUUUGACCGCUAUAUGAUCUUGACUUUUCUAAUCCUUUCCUCUUGGGCCCCUCCAUUGCCACCCGUAUCAAAGCCUUUUCUCUCUUUCAGGUGCUCAGCAUCCCAACCAAGAUUAACAAAGGCAGUGUCAAAAUAAUCACCCAGUUGAGUUGAUGAAGAAUGGAGACAAAGUGAGUUCUUGUGAGGCUGCCCUUCUCUCCAAACUUGGAAUCUCACAGAAAUUUGGCACGACUCCACAUAUGUUCAUCAAUGCGUACAAGAGUGUGCAUUUGGUUGCAAUUGCAACAGAUUACACCUUACCACACGCGGAGAAACUCAAGGAGUACUUCAAGGACCCAAGCAAGUUUGCAGUGGCUGCUGCAGAUGCUGGAGCUGAAAAGUCAGUAGCAGCACCUGCCGAAGAGAGGAAAGAGGAGCCUGCCGAGUAGUCUGAUGAUGACAUUGGUUUCAGCUUGUUUGAUUAGGGUUUUCAAGCUGUGCACGAGAUAAGUAACAAUCAGAGGGCGCAGGGUUAGUUUUCCCAAGCCAUUGCAUUCUUUGUAGGAUAAAGUUUCUGAUUAUGUUUAGAUUUCACUAACCAACAGUUGGGGAACUUUAACUUUGUUAUUUCUG